GCAAAAGAAGCACAAAGGAAAGCUUAUCUCGUCCAGAAUCUGUAAAAAGAAAAAGCGAUGAGGUUAAGUAGCUUUUUUCUGAGAAACCCGAACGGGGGAAGUAAUGAGAUUGACGGGUUUAAAACUAAAAUGGUCGCUUUUGAAGUUGAAAAGGAGGUUGUACUUCUCCUUCAAGCCAACUGCCAGUGACGUUCAACCUCAACCACUUCAAAUACGACCAAACAUUUAUUUAUUAUGAUUCCCAAAUAAUCUUCUCAACUAUUCUAAUAACAUAUUGAUGUUGUUCUUGUAAGAAGAAAGAUUUUAUAAUUUUAGCAAAACGAAAUUACAGACUGUCUUCAUCCUACGUAGUCCUCAAGCAUUACCAGAACACAAAGCCUCAAGUUUCCCCGCAAAACAACAAAAUCAAUAAGAUUUUAGACUUUCUAAUUAAUAAUCACAACCGUCGGUCAUUUUCGAAUUUUAAUAUUAUCUUCCCCGGCCCCCACUCACCAACUUAACAUCUAAACAACUGUUGCAUAACAUCAUCGUCGUCCUCUGGAAAACUUACUCUGUUUUCUGUCUCUCAUCUUCUUGUAUCCUCUUUCUAGUAAACCAACGACCCAAAAUUCCUUCUCUUGAAAAGUAUAGCAACCCUUUGCCCUUAUUUUCUUUCUAAACAAACCCAAUAAUUAGUUGCCUAGAAAUGAAAGAAGAUCAACGGCAACGCUCUUCUUACCACCACAAACCUACCCUCUUCUCUUACCCUGCAGCUUUUAUAGUUCUCAUCCUCCUCAGUUACGCUUUGGGUUACCUGUCCGCCUCUUACUGCCUCUACCCAAGAUCGAUAGAGUCGUCACCACCACCGAUAACUGUAACGAAAACAAUAAGAGAAGAAGCAGAAGCAAGAGCAAAGACUCCUUCACUCGGACCGACAAAAUCUCGUUCAACCGAUCUCCGCUCUCAACUCGACAACUUCCAAAUCACUACUCGCUGCGCCAACCCGCUUCCGCCCGAGCUCAUCCGUCAAACAAUUCUUGAUCGAAUCUUCAACGGGACCUCUCCCUACGUCGAUUUCCCACCGCCCCAUGUCAGCACCCUCCUACGCAGCAAACGCAUCAAGGGAUGGGGCUCUUACAACGCCGUUUUCAAGGACCUCAUACAACGAGUCAAGCCCCGCACCAUCAUCGAGGUCGGCACUUUCCUAGGUGCGUCGGCUCUGCAUAUGGCUGAGCUCACCCGCGAGCUCGGUCUCCAAACCCAGAUCCUCUGCGUUGACGAUUUUCGCGGGUGGCCCUCUUUCCGCGACAAGGUCAAAGACAUCCGCAUGGUAAACGGCGACGUUUUGCUUCUGUACCAGUUCAUGCAAAACGUUAUCCACUUGAACUCUACCGGGUACGUUUUACCCGUUCCGUUUUCUAGCGGGUCGGCUCUGGAGGCUUUGUGCGAGUGGGGCGUGUUGGGCGAUUUGAUAGAAAUCGAUGCGGGUCAUGAUUUUCAGUCGGCUUGGGCGGAUAUUAACAGGGCUUAUCGGAUGCUGAGACCCGGGGGGGUAAUUUUUGGGGAUGAUUAUUUUACCUCGGUAGAUAAUAGAGGUGUAAGAAGAGCAGUAAAUUUGUUUGCCCAAAUCAAUGGCCUAAAAGUUCGAGCUCACGGUCGUCACUGGGUCAUCGACUCGGCUAAGCUCAGCUGAGCUCGGCUUAUGCGCUUUAGUCAAAGUUUUGUAAUAAGUAAAAUCAGUAUACUAAAUUAAUUUGUAAAAUUUACAAACCCUUACUUAAGGAAAAAAAAAAGUUUA
Messenger RNA from Carica papaya (papaya), 1777 nucleotides. RefSeq names its product S-adenosyl-L-methionine-dependent methyltransferases superfamily protein. The record is from RefSeq and is a predicted model, not a curated record. Lineage: Eukaryota; Viridiplantae; Streptophyta; Magnoliopsida; Brassicales; Caricaceae.